This is a messenger RNA of Pygocentrus nattereri (red-bellied piranha), 2638 nucleotides long. Its product is annotated as tubby-related protein 1-like. Gene Ontology annotation, molecular function: actin filament binding. Gene Ontology annotation, biological process: protein localization to cilium. NCBI's taxonomy places the organism in Eukaryota, Metazoa, Chordata, Actinopteri, Characiformes, Serrasalmidae. The record is from RefSeq and is a predicted model, not a curated record. Gene Ontology annotation, cellular component: cilium. The transcript is spliced from 13 exons. Bases 115 to 1650 code for a protein of 511 amino acids.
CAUCACUAGAUUAGAGGCUCCACUCUGUAGACUAUCAAUGUAUUGUAGGCCUUGGCAUAGCCACGGAACUUUUGGAACUCAGUAUUUGGUGGAGCUGAAAUUUUAGACUGAAACAUGUCUACUGACAAGAAGCCCAAGAAGAAGAAGGCGGAGUCUACUGUAGCAGAGACCAAUGGGACAGAAGCUAAACCGAAAAAAACUAAGAGUAAAAAAAAUGGAGAAUUGUCCACAGAGAACAGCCCGGCUGCUCAAAAUGGCGAGAAGGUGAAGAAAAAGAAAACGGAGAAGGAGAAAGAAAAGGAAUCGCUGCCAAAAGAAAAAGCUGAACCCAAAAAGAAAGCCAAAAGUGCCCCAAAGAAGAAGAAGAGCUCGACUGAAGAUGACGAUGAAGACGAUGAUGAUGAUGAAGAAGCUACUCCCCAGAAGAAGACGAAGAAAAAGCCCUCAAAGGACAGUUCUGAUGGAAAGGAAAAAGAAAAGGAAAAGAAGGCUAAAUCCAAAGAGGACAAAGAAGACAAAGACAGUAAAGCAAAGUCCAAAACCAAAAAGAAGGAGCCAGCCUCCAUGUUCCAGAUCAACGGAGACAAGCCCGAAACCAAGAGUAAAAAGAAAGCUGCCAAGUCAGAGAGUGACGAUGAGAGUGAAGCUGAGAGCAAAAGCAGCAAGAGCAAAAAGAAGAGUAGCUCAAAUCCAGCCUCCAUGUUCCAGACGGGUAGAGAGAAGGAAAAGGAGAAGGACAAAGACAAAAAGUUCAAAAAGUCCAAAAGUCCUGCAAAAGCAGAAGAGAGUGAUGACUCCGACUCUGAGGUCACACAGAAGAAGAAAAGGGGAAAAGGAAAAAAGGGGAAAAAGGAGGAGCGAGCACCUUCACCGGUCAUUGAGUUUGAGGACUUGGAGGAGUUUGUGCUUCAGCCAGCUCAGCAGGGCGUCACAGUGAAAUGCAAAGUGACCCGAGACAAGAGAGGAAUGGACCGGGGCCUUUAUCCCACCUACUACCUCCACCUAGACAAUGAGAAGAAGCAGGUAUUUUUGCUGGCGGGAAGGAAACGCAAGAAGAGCACAACCUCCAAUUACCUGAUCUCAACUGACCCCACUGAUCUCUCCAGAGGAGGUGAAAACUUCGUAGGUAAACUGAGGUCCAAUCUGAUGGGCACUAAGUUCACAGUGUUUGAUAAUGGACUACACCCAGACAGAGCCCUUCCAGACAUGUCAAAUGCAAGGCAGGAGUUAGCAGCCAUUAUCUAUGAGACCAAUGUCUUAGGAAUGAAAGGCCCAAGACGGAUGACUGUCAUCAUUCCUGGCAUGAACAAGGACGGAGACCGAGUACCUCUACGACCAAGGAGUGAAAACGACGGCCUUCUGAUUCGCCACCAGAACAGAAACAUGGAGAACCUGAUAGAGCUGCGCAACAAAACACCUGUGUGGAAUGAGGAGACAGCAUCCCACGUUCUCAACUUCAACGGCAGGGUCACACAAGCCUCCAUUAAAAACUUCCAGAUCAUACACAACAAAGACCAGGAAUACAUUGUGAUGCAGUUUGGAAGAGUUGCUGAUGAUGCCUUCACUCUGGACUAUAACUACCCUCUGUGUGCGGUGCAGGCCUUCGCCAUUGCCCUCUCCAGCUUCGAUGGCAAAAUCGCCUGUGAGUAAAAGCUCCCAGCCUUCAACACAGUGUGAGACAUGACCCACGACAAGCUCUUCAGCGUUAUUCUUCUAUGUGUCACUGAGAGGAUCUAUGAAUGAGAGUAAAGAUUAAGGUUCAAAUCUCUACAGAAUACAAGCAUGACCUUGAAGAGGCUCUUGUCAAAUCUCAGAUGGUGCACAUGCCAUAUUUUGCAUUAAGGGAAGAUAAAAUGAGACAUAGGCUAUCUGUUCUCUGGUAUCGUUUUUGGGGGGUGGGAGAUGGGUGAAAUACUCCAUUUGGAAACAAUCAGAUGUUAUGGUUGCAUCAAGAAACUCUGCUAUAGCUGUUUAGAUGUUACACUUACAUUUACAGCUCUUCUCUCCUGAUUUUACAGUAAGUUACAGUAUAAUUUAAACAUGACAGAUUCCAAGAAAAUAGCCAGUGUGAAGAAUCAUGGAGACUUUAUUAUUGUGGUUUGUGAUCAUUAUUUUUUAAUCCCUGUUUAAGACACUUUCCAAUAUAUUUCUCUGAUUGAUUUUUAUGUAUUUUGCCGUAAAUGGUUUUUUUUUUUUUUUUUGCAAUAUUUUUCCCUCUGUGCAUGUGUGUGUGCUUGCAUGUGUAUUUCACAAAUCAUGUGCGUCUUGUUUGCAUGUUCUGUGCGUGUGCAGGCUUGUGAUUUACUGCUGUCUUCUUUUUUUUUCUCAUUCUGAUUUUUGCACAUGCCCAAAGAGGUCUCAUUAUUUCCUGAAACAUUUCUUCAUUUCCAAGUUUGUACCACCUAUUGUUGUCAUACUGAACUUCCAUUUUUGUUCCUUUGAUUUGUGUUGAUUGCCUUUUAUAUUUUAUUGCACCCUUGUUUGGGUUAUUGUGAGUUAUUGAGAUAUAGACUGGCUUAUUGAGAUAUAGGCUCUCAUAGAUAUACCAUCUUUCUUUCCAUCUGUAGGAGAAUAUACAAUUAAUGUAAGGUAGUAUAUAGUAAUUUGGCAUGAAAUAAAAGUACUUGCAUAAACUAUG